Messenger RNA from Rotaria sordida, 831 nucleotides. NCBI's taxonomy places the organism in Eukaryota, Metazoa, Rotifera, Eurotatoria, Philodinida, Philodinidae. The record is from the annotation of a GenBank genome assembly.
AUGAAUCAUAAAGCGACUGAUCGUAAUGAACUUGUUGAUAUUUGUAAAAAUAAUUACAAAGAUAAUUCACAAGAAAUGAGUAUUAUUGAUGAUUUUGAAAAGAAUUAUACAGCAGAAAGAGCUAUCUGGUAAUACACACAAGAUUCAUGCUUUCAUAGAAUGUUGAAUAAAGCAUUACGUGUACAAGAUUUUAAUAUGUUAUUUACAUUUCGAUUUUUCAUUAAUGAUAUUGUUAAGUUGAUAAAGAAUUGAUAUGAAAAGUUUAUUCAUACUUGUAACAAUCGAAAUAUAAUACAAGUUUAUCGUGGACAAAUAAUUGGAAAUGAUGAAUUUAAUUUGAUGAAGGAUAAUAUUACUGAAUUUCUUUCGAUGAAUUCAUUUUUAUCAACUAGUCGUAAUCGAUUAGUUGCUCUUUAAUUUGCUCGAAAUAUUGCAAAAAUUCGUAAUGAUAUGCAAUCAAUUAUACUUGAAAUUAUAGCACUACCCCCCUAGCAAAAGGUUAUGCACAACCCGAUAUAGUAUUGUUAGGACACAUAUUCAUACAGUUGACUCUGUUCAAUAUUUGAAAAGAGAAUUUUGUUUGAGAUAAAAUUUCAAAGAGUACUUAUAUCAACUUUUAGUCUUUUUAUUCCGUUUCGACAUUAUUAUAGAAUAUGGUGUGUAACCUAUGAAGCUUUUAUCAUAGGCACAUAUCUCUCUUUAUUUAAUCGCAAAAUUUGAGAAAUCAUUAUCUUUCUUUCCCAAGUAAAUUCAUAAAUACAAGCAACAAAUAUUGAUUAUUAUCAGAAUUAUUCUAGAAAAUGUUCUUCAAAAAGAAAAAGAGAAUUGAAU